CGGACCUGGAGGAGCUGCUCUGAAGACGGGCGAGCAGCAUGGAGGCCCACGGCGAAUCCCAGCCCGACGCGAGCUGUUCCUCGUUUACCCGGGACGGCUCCGGGGUCUCGGUGUCCAGGGAGCUGCUGACGGCGGGCAGCGGCGGCCGCGGAGGUAUAUGGGACAGGUUGCUCAUCAACUCCAAGCCUAAUUCCAGAAAGAAUUCCACUCUUCAAACAGUUCGAAUAGAGAGGAGUCCCCUAUUGGACCAAGUACAGAGCUUUCUCCCACAGAUGGCUCAGGCAAACGAAAAGCUAAGGAAAGAAAUGGCAGCUGCACCACCUGGUCAUUUCAAUAUUGAAAAUAUUGACGAGACUGUCGGAAAAGUUAUACAAAUGGAUGUGGCCUUGUUUGAGAUGAAUCAGUCUGAUUCAAAAGAAGAGGACAGUUCAGAAGAGAAUUCACAAGACUGUUCAGAGGACAGUUCAGAAUUUGGGGAUGAAGAUGACAGCACCUCUUCUGAAGGUGAAGUUACCAUCGAUACCAUUAAGCUUCCUCAUUCAGAAGAUGGAAAAGGCAAAAUAGAGGUUCUGGACUAUCCUGCCAGUGAAAAAAAAGAAACAGGGAAAUAAACAAUCUGAGAAACAGGUGAUAGAUGCCUGCUAAUUCUGUGAAAAAGAAUGUGGCUUGCCGGUUAUUUUGCAUUUCAGAUGCCUGUGGUGCUUUUUUGCAAUAUUGAAUGUAUUUUGCUUCUUGGAGAAACAGAAGCUGGCUUUUAAAGAGUUGGAAGAGAUAGCAUUUGGGCAUCUUCUAAGAGCAGACUGUUUUUGAUCUCAUGCUAAAGAGAUUUCGUUUAGAAAGCUUAACUUUAUGUAUGGUGAGUGAAUUUGUUGGCAUCUUCUUUCAUCAGCAUAGACUUCAGAAAUCUCAAACUUAUUUUAAAGUAAAAAUACAAGUUACCCAUUUGUUUUUGUUUUAAAUUGGCCUUUUGGGGCUUCCCUGGUGGCACAGUGGUUGAGAGUCCGCCUGCUGAGGCAGAGGACACAGGUUCAUGCCCUGGUCUGGGAAGAUCCCACAUGCGCGGAGCAGCUGGGCCCGUGAGCCUUGGCCGCUGAGCCUGCGCGUCCAGAGCCUGUGCUCCGCAACGGGAGAGGCCACAACAGUGAGAGGCCCGUGUACUGCAAAAAAAAAAAAAAAAAAAAAUUGGCCUCUUGGAUAAAACAACCUAGGUUGGGUUUUUUUUUUAGGUUAUUAUAAAGUCACAUUUAUUUGUUACCAUCAAAAUGGGUCCAGUGAGGGGGAACUUUUUAACAUCUUUAUUGGAGUAUAGUUUCUUCACAAUGUUGUAUUAGUUUCUGCUCUAUAACAAAGUGAAUCAGCUAUAUGUAUACAUAUAUACCCAUAUCCCCUCCCUCUCGCGUCUCCCUUCCACGCUCCCUAUCCCACCCCGAGGGAGAAAUUUUUUACAAAGAAAAGAAUUACUUAUAUUUAGAUGCCCUCAGACAUAUCUACUUUAAUUUAAAAAAAAUCCUUUCCAGUUUGUGCUGGAAAACUGGUGCUCUGUGGUUUAAUCACUGUCAGUGACUCUGUAGCCUCUCAAUGCAUGUAGAAUUUGCCGGUUGGAAAAAUUUGUGGUUUUUUUGGUUUUGUUUUUUCUUUUUCUCAUAAAGGAAUUUUUUUGUUUGUUUCAGCUAUUAAAAUUAUUCCUCCCAGUUGCCCACAGUUUUGAAACCUAUUAAUUGUAGAGAAUAGGGACACCCCAGGAAAAUAGGGCACAGUACAUAAAAAGGUAGUAACUGGUUUUCUCUUUCAAAAGACAAAAUGAUCCUGCAUUGGAGUUGCCUUUCUGCCACAUUCUUGAUCUUAUUUAACUUGUUUGGGAUCUCAUCUGCCAUGGGACUGGCUUUGCUCAGGAUAUAGACCUGAGAAUUUAAAGGACUGUCUCCAAGCGCAUUGAGCUGAUGGGACUUUGUUGCCUAAUAUUAUAGGGGUUUGUUUUAACUGUUUUCUCCUACUCCUCUCAUUAGCCUACGACAUCUUGUAAAUACUCUGAAGAUAAUUCUCCAAGUUCCUUCUGGUAUUUUUCAUUGGGAAUUGGAAAUUGGCUGUGCACUCAAAGUAUGCAGAAGUGAACAGAUCUGGAAAGGAGACUUCUCAGCUGCAAAGGGUAUUAUGCUGUACUUUGUAGCACCAAACACAGGUGUGAUGAAUUAUUGGUGUGACUAUUUAAGGAUUGUCUUCUACUAGAUAAUAUUUAUGCCACAUUGUGGGAAGAGUUGCAUUUGUCUGGUUCACUCCUUAGCUUGGUGCAUGGUACACAGUAGGCACCGAAUGAUGUAGAUAAAUGAAUUUACAGGUAUAUUGAGGAUGUACAGGGCAUUUUAAGCCAUGGUAUCCAUGUGGAUAUGAAAGUGUACCUUCACCGGAAAUACAAAGCCUAGUAGAAAUAGUCUGAUGGUCAGUGAAAGAGACUAGUCAGUCUAGAAAUAUAUACUAGUGUGUAGAAUUAUAUUUCUCUCCUGCCAUGACCUUCUAUAAUUCAACUAGGUAUUCUAUACAGUUAAAGAAGUCAACUAAAUUCAGUUCCUCUGGACAUUCUUAUGACAUAGGAGGAAAAGGAAAAACAAAAAUUUAAUAUGUGAUAGGGAUGUCGUUUUAAGUAAGUGUAAAAUGGUUGAAUUAUUUAAUAAACAGAGUCAGGGAUGGCUGUUUUUAAACAGAGUUGGAUACUAAGAUAAAUUAUGUAUGUCUUAAAGGUUUAAAUAUAAAGAAAUUAUAAGUUUCAUACUAAAAUAUAGGUGAAUAUUUAAUAACAUAGUUGGGCAAAGUUUUUUUUUUUUUUUUU
Globicephala melas (long-finned pilot whale) is the source of this 2824-nucleotide messenger RNA. RefSeq names its product NOP protein chaperone 1 (gene NOPCHAP1). NCBI's taxonomy places the organism in Eukaryota, Metazoa, Chordata, Mammalia, Artiodactyla, Delphinidae. Gene Ontology annotation, biological process: box C/D snoRNP assembly. Gene Ontology annotation, molecular function: box C/D methylation guide snoRNP complex binding. The record is from RefSeq and is a predicted model, not a curated record.